Xyrauchen texanus (razorback sucker) is the source of this 1340-nucleotide messenger RNA. Its product is annotated as G2/M phase-specific E3 ubiquitin-protein ligase-like. The coding region runs from base 1 to 762 and encodes 253 amino acids. The transcript has 4 exons. The record is from RefSeq and is a predicted model, not a curated record. Gene Ontology annotation, molecular function: ubiquitin-protein transferase activity. NCBI's taxonomy places the organism in Eukaryota, Metazoa, Chordata, Actinopteri, Cypriniformes, Catostomidae.
AUGCAAGUGGAACUGCUGUAUAAAAGCAAUAUAGCGCUGGUGUUCAUGAGGAUGUUCGUGGAUAUCCUCACAGCUGUGGUUACCUGUCACUUGGCCUUCAGUCUGUUGGGUGUGGCCGAACCACAGCUAUACAGGAAGCACCAACAGUCCGAGAGGCUGAACGGUGCAAUUGCAGAGGCAGCAGAUAGUCUCAGCAUUAUAGGUGCCUUAAGAUAUGUAUCUAGUCUGGAGGAGAAGGACUCCCUUGUCCAGUCAGCUGCAGACUUCUUCAUCAAUGGAAGAUUGGCGACUGCCCUGGACCAGUUUACAGAGGGGAUAAAAACCCUUGGUUUACUGGUGGAGCUGAGGAAGAAUCCGGCAGUGUUCUACAACAUGUUUGUCAGUGAGGAGAUUCCACUACAGGCGAAGGACCUAUGCACUUUAUUUGACGUGGACUUCUCUGUGCAGGGCAGCAACAGGAGAGCCAGAGAAAACAUGACAAUAUGCUUUUGGCGUGACUGGUUAAUUGAUAUUGAAGAAGGAGAAUGCAGUCCAGUCACCCUAGAGAAUGUAUUGGAGUUUACAUCAGGAGCCUCAACAGUGCCUCCACUGGGAUUUCCAAACCGUCCACAAAUUCAGUUCCUUCAUGAGGGGAACAGAAUCUUCCCAGAAGCAAAUACUUGUAUUCUUGUACUCCGCCUGCCGCUGCACUCUUCCUAUGAAGCCUUCAAACGAUACAUGAUUGAGGGAAUUUUGCAAGCUCCGACCUUUGGACUUGUAUGAUGUCACUGUUUGAAAAUUUAAUUUUUCACCUGAGCUAUUUGUUUAUUUCACAGAAUGCUGUGAAGCAAGUCACUGGUUCAAAUGGUAAUUUUAGAAUCUCAUGCAGUUCUCUUUCAGUUAAAGGAAAAUGUUGACUUUUUGGGACUUUAUCUUAUUCACCAUAUUCCCCAGAGUAAGAAGUCCAUACAUGCCCUCUUCAUCUCUGUGCAUGCUGUAACUCUCUGACACACCCACCGCUAGCCUAGCACAAAGACUGGAAGUAAAUGGCUCCAGUUAGCAUACUACUCCCAAUAAGUGAAAAUAAAAGCAACAUUUUUCCUAUAUAUGUUGUGAUUUGUAUAGUCUGUUCAAAUAACAAGGUCAUGAGACACAGCCAUCUUAACUGUAUACACACUGGGAACUAUAUUCUCAGAAGGCAAAGCACUGCUACUUGGGCAGAGUGAUUAGCACAACACUGAGCGAACUCUCUGCUCACCACGGGGCUUCUCAGGCGCUGCGAGCUAAUCCCUUCAAGUAGCAGUGCUUCACCUUCUGAGAAUAUAGUUCCCAGUGUAUACGGUUUGUGUAAAAUGUUUUAU